AUGGGGCCUCACGCGCCUCCUCGACUGGCUGUGUCCUCGCCCGAGAACCAUCGGCAUGGAUCCGCGGCGCCGCUUUUGCCUUCGUAUUCUCCAGCGCUCCUUUCUUCUGUGUGUCCUGGGACGAGCGAACAGAAAAAGCACGUGAACGGCUACUUAUCGGUUCUCGGCGGAGUCCUCGUCCACGUCUGCUUGGGCACCGUGUACACCUGGGGGACACUGGCGGUGUAUGUGAUCAGCUACAUGCGACUUCUGCAGAUCCAGCGCCUACAAGCGGGUCAGGCUGCGCAGAUCGGCUCAGACUCGGCUGAGGAAGACGCGCCUUCGCUCGCGGCGUUUUCCUUCGCGUCGGCACCCUCUCUCGUUCGCCUCAGCGACUCUGCGUGGGUUCUCGCUAGCCAGUUCGCCGGUAUGACGCUCGGGAUGCCUCUUGGCGGAAAGGCGCAGAGGAUUCUCGGCCCGUGUCGUACGGUCAUCUUUGGCGGCGCCCUAAUGAGUCUCGCCGUCGGCCUCGCUCCGGUGUUGCUCCACUCUUACGCACUCUUUGUCACGGUCUUUGGCGUGCUGCAAGGCAUCGGCCUCGGCCUCGCAUACACCGCGCCGCUCCUCUGUGGUCUCGCCUGGUUUCCGGACCAAAAAGCAGGCUUUGGUACCGGCGCGCUUUUGUUUUCGCCUCUUCAGGCGGCGUUCUUGAACCCGCUAAACAUUCCGCCCUCGCAGGCGCCGUAUGCGUCUCAUCCCGCAGAGCUCUACUACGAUGUGUCUGACGCGGAACAGCGCGAAAUCAUGCUUCGGGUUCCUCUGCUUUUCAAGAGGCUGGCCAUCUGCUAUUUGCUCCUUCUCUCUGCCGGCGCUGCGUUGCUGCGCUCUCCCGCUGCCGCGUCGCCAGGUGUACAUACCUCCGGCGCAGCGGCGGACGGCGCCUGCGUCGUCGGCUCGCGAAUGGAAGCGCGUGGCGACGAGGACGGCGCCUUGGUCCAGCGAGGACGCGGCGAGCCAGGCGACGACGGAGUCGGCGCGACUGUGUCCGUUAGAGAAGCGCUGUGUUCCGGUGCGUUCUGGAGUCUCUGGAUCCUCUUCUUCCUGAACGGCCUUGCCAUCUGCUUCACCGCCACGUUCUGGCGCCUGCUGGCUGUCGACCGCAGCUCGCGCUCGUACGUCCUCACCGAGGCGCGCCUGGCGCUCGUCGGCGCGGCAGCGAGCGCAUGCAAUGCUUUGGGAAGGCUCGCUUGGGGAUACGUGGCCGACAAACGCGGAUAUCAGACCUCUCUGAUGAGCCUCAGCGCGCUCUGGAGUGCCCUACUCUUCUUCCUGCCUAACGCCGCACCCAAAGGCGGCUUUCUUUACGCCUGCGCUGUUUCCGGAAGUUUCUUCUGUCUCGGAGGAAACUUCUCGGUUUUCCCCUCGGCAGUGGCCUCGAUCUUUGGCCGAGAUGCGAUAGGUCACCUGUACGGCUUCAUUUUCGGUUCCCAGCUGGCCUCUUCUCUCGGCUUUGCCUACCUCACUCAGCGUGUGGCACAAACGAUCGGCACCGAUGGCCUCGGCACGCUCAUGGGCCUGUGUACGGCGCUCACCGCCCUGUCCGUCUUCUGCCUUCCUGCGCUCUCCCCAACAACCAAAAAACGUGACUCCCUACAGAAGCAGUCAUGA
Messenger RNA from Neospora caninum, 1647 nucleotides. RefSeq lists its product as hypothetical. Lineage: Eukaryota; Apicomplexa; Conoidasida; Eucoccidiorida; Sarcocystidae. Bases 1 to 1647 code for a protein of 548 amino acids. The record is from RefSeq and is a predicted model, not a curated record. The transcript has 6 exons.